Molecule: messenger RNA, 1831 nt
Organism: Geodia barretti
Lineage: Eukaryota; Metazoa; Porifera; Demospongiae; Tetractinellida; Geodiidae
Source: the annotation of a GenBank genome assembly
UAUCAUCUAUGUGGGUGGCUGAUACUGUCGAGGUGCGAAUUCGCUUGCUUUAUACGGGGAAAUGCCUGUACCUACUGAUGUCGGGUUGCAGAGCUGAAAGAUUUUGCAAUGGAAUUUUGCUGGUGUAUAAAAGAAAGGCGCUGAAAAUUUGCGCUACAGUAUAGCGAUAUUCAUAGACGUGAUUGCCUUCGUGAGAAAGUGGGCGUGGGAUUAGUGAGUGUGCAGGAGCGUUACUGCGCGCGUGGAAACUUUGGCGAAGUAGCAAGAUGCAUUGCAGCAAUCGGAUUUUUCGAACUCCCUUGUUGCUGGUGGUGGUAGCGGGCUGCUGUCUGUGCGCGUCCUACUACUCCGACACGCCGGCAGACCCCGGCGAGCCGUUGGCUGUUACUUUCAACUGCGAAGAGAGAUGGUGCAAUGAAUCCUGGAGAGGGGAUCGGAUUCUGCGGUACAAUCUCUCGGUUGCCUACGAGCAUCUCUCGGAGAGCCAGUCUCAGCACAGCGGGCCGAUCCUGGACUGCAAUGGCGGGCAGUGUCCAGGAGGGCAGCGGCACUGCCCUGACUGAAGAACUCGUGAAAGUUGUAAAUAGGACUCUAGUUGGUAUGGAAGACUUAGGCCCUGAGGGAAUCAUAGCUACAGACAACUUCAAUCGUUUGCUGGGAGAACUAGAGGGCUCGUACAUAGCAAACCAGGACAAGAUAUGGCAGAUCAAGAUCCCGCAGAACUGCCAGUUGUGGAUAGUGUUUGAAGAAUUUGACGUGGAGCCGACCCCCAACUGUGAAAAAGACUACUUCUCAGUGCAGACCAGCAAAAACCAACCGGACAUCAAAAAAUACUGCAGGACAUUAGAGAGUGUCACCAUACAGCGGAGGAGAAGGGCGCAGCUCUGGUUCCACUCUGACAGUUCAAUCCAGCGUCGUGGCAUCUUUGCACGUUACUGCUUUCGGAGAAUAUCAACAAACUCCUCAGAGCAACGGCAGACGAUGCAACUGAGGUGUGACUGCAAUCUCGGCGGCUCCCACACGCGACGACGGAGGCAGCUACAGAACCAAGGUAUGCACGUAGCGUUGCAGAUGCUCAACUGCUGUUUAGCUAGUAGGCCUAGUAUAGUAAACCCUUAAUCCAAUUAGGAGCAUGCACUGUGGGCAGCUCGGGAAUGGGCAGAAAGUCUUCCUCGGGAAUACGUAUUCAUUAUUAAUUACUUUUCCCGGUGAGCUAUCGGAGGAAUUGCAUUUUUCCACAGUUCUCGAAGGGGUCCACUCGGGUGCCGUGGUCAGACAAGAACGUCAGAAACUCGAGGUAGGCCUUUCUUGGUAGCUGUGUCCUUGUGUGACGCCGUGUCCCUGUAAUGCUGUCAAGAAUGUGUUUUCAAUUUUAGUGUGUUGUGAAUGUGGGCGUGUCUUGUUUGGGUUGUAGGUACAUCGUGAGCAAAGCCAUAGGUCACUUGGCCCACUCACUCCCUACUCAGUAGAAGAAAUGAACACUCUUAUCGGCCAUAGCACUCAGUCAUCAGAGAGGGCCCUUCACCAUCGGAGACACCAGCGAGAGAAAGCUAGAAGAUAAUUGAACAAUUCCCACCGUUUCAGUAUCUAUUUUUCUGUCCACUUUACCAAGCCUGUCAACUAACACUUUUUGUAUGUGUUUUCAUAUAUCAUUUCGAUAACCCACUGCUGCUAAUCACCCUCUGGAAUAUCAUGAAUCAUUCUUGCCAUUUUAUUAUAUAUUAUCAAUCUCUUGUGAAACUAUUUAUAGCGAUCAUCAUUGUCUUUGUUGGAAACAAUCAUUGAACGCACACUAUUCUCCAUUGGUAUAUAUAGCAAUUUUGAAAGUGAA